This is a messenger RNA of Prorocentrum cordatum, 1758 nucleotides long. Lineage: Eukaryota; Dinophyceae; Prorocentrales; Prorocentraceae. The record is from the annotation of a GenBank genome assembly.
CUCCUCCCCCUCCUCCUCUUCCACCUCCUCUUCCUCCUCCUCCGCCUCAGCCUCCUCUUCCUCCUCUUCGGCCUCCUCCGCCUCUGGCUCGAGAGCGGUAGGGCGACCGCAGCUCUUGCCGGGUUCGUGUCCUCCGCAGCCCCGCCGCGCCGUGGGCGGACCCCAGCAGAGGCAGGCAUGCAGCAGCGGUGGGCCGCCGUCACGGCGGCCUCCGGCGCCCGGCCGCCCGCAGGGAGGCCCGGCCAGCCAGGAGCGAUCAGCAGGCCCGCCGGGGGCUUGCUGAAGCCGGGCGGCGCGGCCGCCUCGUCCUCGUCCGCCGCGGGGGCCGCGAGACCAGCCGCAGGUGCCAACACCGCCUCCUUCACCGUGUCUACCCAGUCCAAGAAGGACGAAAUCGGGAUCCAGACACUGGUCGGCGACUACGCGGACAAAGGGACCAACCACGGGCGCCGUUACUACCAGAAAAACCAGAAGAUCGCGGGCCACGAAGACGUCAAGGUCUUCCUGUAUUACUGGGACGAGCGCGACGGGGCCGACUUUAGCGGCUGGUGGUUCGGCGACGCCCUCGGGGGCUCGCAGGUCUCGCGUGGCCUGCGCGUCAGGCGGUUGGCCUCACGGAGCUCCAGCCGCGCCGGCAGUCUCAACUACCUGGACCUGGCGAGGAACGGCAUCCGAGACGCGGGAGCGACCGCGCUGGCCGCCGCCCUGGGAGGCAACUGCGCGCUGCGCGAGCUGCACCUGGCCCAGAACAGGAUCCGCGGCCCGGGAGGCCCUUGCCCUCGGGAGGAUGCUCGGCGCGAGCACUGGGCUGCGGCAGCUGACGACGGCGUGGACUUCGCUCGGGCGGUCGGCCUGGCCCUCCCCGGCAGCGCGUCCCUCUGGAUCCUGAGCCUUCGCCGGUGCGGCAUCGGCUCCGAAGGGGCCAGGCUGCGUGCGCAAGGCCUGAGCGCCCAGCGCGUCGGACUGACGGAGCUGUCCGUCGGGUUGAACAGGUUCAGGGACAAUGGCGCUGCGGAGAUCGCCAAGAUGCUGACCGUGAGCCGCUCCAUACGGGAGCUCUACGUGGACGAUAACCGCAUCGGAAGAUCCGGCGGGGCGUUCAUUGGCGAGGCGCUGAUGGGGAACUACUGCUUACAGACACUAUGGAUGACCAUCAAGACAAAUUCUACGCUGAGGCGCCUUGGCCUCACAGUCGACGCAUCCAUCGGCAAAGCUCUUCGCCAGGCCAUGGACAGAGCGACUCCGAUGCCGAAGCGGGGGGUCCAGCGGUCAGAUAAGUGGACUGCCGACAACUUCAUCGCUCUUCCCAGCGCCGUACCUAACGCAUGUCAAGACUCACGCGGCGUCCCUCAGCGGCACAGCAACGACAGCGGCACUGGUAGCGAAGCGGACUCGCCAUUCGACACGGAGGAGUUCGAUGGCCAGCAGGGUGUCGCCGAAGCGCGUGGCCAGGCAGGGCGUGCCGAGGCAAAUCAUGACGGAGCAGGAGGCGGUGCAUCAGAUGAUGUUCUCGACGUUGAGACGCUGCCGCCGCUGCCUUCGGACUCGAAGUCAGAUGAGUGGACUGCCGACAACAUCAUCGCUCUUCCCAGCGCCGAACCUAACGCAUGUCAAGACUCACGCGGCAUCUCUCAGCGGCACAGCCACGACAGCGGCACUGGUAGCGAAGCCUUCUCACCGUUUAACACGGAGGAUUUCGAUGACCAGCAGGCCUUCAUGAUCCUUGACGCUCUCGACCCUGCUCCGCAGGCUGCAUGA